Penicillium longicatenatum is the source of this 2370-nucleotide messenger RNA. Its product is annotated as Zn(II)2Cys6 transcription factor. The transcript has 5 exons. Gene Ontology annotation, biological process: regulation of transcription by RNA polymerase II; DNA-templated transcription. Lineage: Eukaryota; Fungi; Ascomycota; Eurotiomycetes; Eurotiales; Aspergillaceae. Gene Ontology annotation, cellular component: nucleus. The record is from RefSeq and is a predicted model, not a curated record. Gene Ontology annotation, molecular function: zinc ion binding; DNA-binding transcription activator activity, RNA polymerase II-specific; RNA polymerase II cis-regulatory region sequence-specific DNA binding. Bases 1 to 2370 code for a protein of 789 amino acids.
AUGCGCACUCCCGAUCUCCAAACAGGAAAAGCGUGGAAAAGCCAGCCAGCAAUGGAAUCUCAAUCUCGGAAAAGACCACGGCCUGUAGUAUCGUGUCUGCGAUGUCGAGAGAAGAAGCUGAAAUGCGACCGGGUGGCGCCCUGUCAGAAUUGUGUUCGUGGGGGGUUCGAGGCCCAAUGCACUUACCACCAACAACCCGAUUCCGUUGGUCCACAGCCAAAACCAAAGCGAGCAAAAUUAGCCGAAGCCAAUGCAACAGACCGGACGCUGUCAAUGGGCCCGAGUAUCGGCAUCAUUGAGGAUCUGCAGCAGCGGGUUCUGAAGUUGGAGUCUCUCCACGCGGUUAGACCUCGCGCUGAUAACUUCAGUCCCAUUAGAGAUGCAUCGGUUCAAGAUUCAUGGCCACGACCAGAGAUCUUUCAGUCGAGCUCAUCGUACUUAGGAACUUUGGUGGUCAAGGGAUCUCGAUCGAGAUAUCAUGGACAGAAUGACAGGAUCACUCUUUUGAAUCAGUUUGCAGAAGCCAAAACCUUCAUAAAUCAAUCCUUGAAUGACCCCAGUCUGGUUGGACUAGCCAAAGAGGUUCAAUUCCUACAGAACAAAUCCCAGACUCCAAAGGAUUCUCCAGAGUCACUCUCGGGUAUAGACAGCUUUCCUGAGCUCCAGAGUCUUCUGGGCUCAUUGCCUGCAAAACCUGUUUGUGACCAGCUCCUUGCUGUUUAUAUCAAGAAUCUGGAGAAGAACCUUAGAAUUCUGCAUAUUCCCUCUUUUCGGGCAUGCUACGGCUCCUUCUGGGCCAAUUCGGAUCAUGAUGCAUCUUUUCUGUCCAUGUUCCUUCCUCUUCUCUCUGUGGUGUUGUCCAUCUCGGUCAUCAUAGACACCACGCCCCCCUCGCCGGAGUAUUCCCCGUCAUGGGAGUAUCUAAAGCAACAUGCAGUCGGUGCAGUUCAGGCUUGGAUGCAAAAGCUUCCACGGAAGCCAAGAACUGAUAUUUCAACACUCCAGGUCAGGGCGCUUCUCUUACUGGCUCGCCAGCUAAGACUGGUCUCGGCCGACGAACUCUGGAAGGAAAGUGGCUCCCUCGUACGCUCUGCAAUGGUAAUGGGGCUCCAUAUCAACUUAUCACAAUCCAAGAGUCUGUCCCCCUUUCAGGCCGAGUGUCGACGUCGAUUAUGGAUUUCGAUUGUGGAAAUGGACCUACAGGCAUCUAUUAGUGCAGGGAUGCCUGUGAUGACACCGGCACUUGACUUCUCCCCUCUGACACCUUCCAACCUCAACGACGUCGACUUUGAUGAAUCAACCACUGAAAUCCCGCCAUCAAGGCCUAGGGAUGAGGAAACAGACUCUCUUGCACUAAUCACCUUGGCCCAAUCUCUUGCACAGCGUAUAAGGACCAUGAACUUGGUUCAGCAUACAAAUCCUCAGGAAAGCUUGGAAGAACGCUUCCAACAAGGCGAACAGAUCCAAGAGGCUUUACAGAGAAUUCCGACUCCGCUCAAAUUAUACAAUUCUGACACCAGUGACCUUGCUUUUGCUUUGAAUCGCGUCAUUUUAGAUGUUUAUAUCCGCCGUUCACUUCUUUCGCUUUACAGACCUGUCCUUGCCUGUCACACACAUGAUGAUUCCUCUUUCCUUGAAAUCCAACGUGCUUGUCUUGAUUCAUCCAUCGCAAUUCUUUCAUAUCAAGACAUUUUUGAUCCAAACAUUGUUGAUCUUGACAUCCACAAUAUCAACUCAUUUUGGAACAUGUUUCAAACCUUUUGUCAAAAUGAUAUCAUUCUGGCAGCUCUCAGUGUUUGUGAAUAUCUGAAGCUCCUCAGCCAACAAGCCUCUAUUCACUCUUCCUUCAGUGAUUCCACUUUCGAAAGAAACAAUCAACAAAAUCACGACAAUACCAUCCACGACAAUUCUACCAAUCACUCGCUGUCACACAACAAAGCAAGUUUGAUUCGUUUGGUUGAGAACACAAUCGAUAAUUUAACUCGCCGUAUCGGUGAAAAAGGAACCAACAUGAAGGACAUCCUUCUCUUAUCAGUCGUCCUCCAAUCUGUCCGCGCUCGUGGCCCCGCAGAACAAAAAGACCGCCGCAUGUCGCAAGGAGCAAAGAAAGCCCUAUCCGCGUGUCGGCAGAACCUUUUAUCUGCGGCCAGCGAGAAUAUCUUUCCUUAUUAUUGCAAUGGCCCAGACCCGCUAUCAGACUACGAGUCUACACAUGCAAUGUUGCCAUCCCACGUCUCGGCUCAGUCGCGUCAACCCUCCCCUUCCAUGCCUGAUCUCCUGCAACAAUCUGCCUCCCUCGCCGCGGAAUUUGAUACUUUUCAGAGCGAUCUUUUAGCCUUUGAUGAAGGAUCGUUCAUUUGGAAUAUUUGA